AUGGAACCAACGAGUUCUCCAUCUUCAAGCCCUUCACCAAAUCACAACAAGACUUCUUUUGCAUCUCACCUUAAGAACAGUUGCUUAUCUUUCGCUGUUUCUAUACAAGAAACAUUUAGAUAUGCAAAAGCUUCCUUUGUGGGUCAGGCAAAGACUAUAGCUGCAAGAAAUGAGAAGGAAGCAAGUGAAGCUGAACUUGAGACUUCAAAGAAACAGGUUGAAGCGGCUGAUGCUGCUGAAGAUAUCAAGAAUAGGCUCAAUAAUUAA
Molecule: messenger RNA, 267 nt
Organism: Lathyrus sativus (Indian pea)
Lineage: Eukaryota; Viridiplantae; Streptophyta; Magnoliopsida; Fabales; Fabaceae
Source: the annotation of a GenBank genome assembly